AUGGCGCAUUUGUAGGUGGUGCGCCAUUAAUAACCUGGGACCAGCUAGAUAUUUUGGACAGAGGAGGGGGAGGCAAUCAUCGGUAGCCAUGGGCGUGAGCAAGGAGGACAUCGAGGCCGCCGUCGCCGCCGCGCUCAGCCCCACCCACCUCGUGGUCACAGAUACAUCCGGCGGGUGCGGCGCGAGCUACGGGAUCGAGGUGGUGUCGGGGAAGUUUGAGGGGAAGCGGCUGCUGGAGCGCCACCGGAUGGUCAACACCGUGCUGGCGCCGCUCAUGGCCGAGAUCCACACCGUUUCCAUCAAGGCGCUCACCCCCGCGCAGGCCGAGGCCCAGCCCCAGCCGUCGCUGCCCCCCGUCACCGCCGACAAGGCCUGA
This is a messenger RNA of Hordeum vulgare subsp. vulgare (domesticated barley), 376 nucleotides long. Its product is annotated as protein BOLA2-like. Lineage: Eukaryota; Viridiplantae; Streptophyta; Magnoliopsida; Poales; Poaceae. The transcript is spliced from 3 exons. The coding region runs from base 89 to 376 and encodes 95 amino acids. Gene Ontology annotation, molecular function: 2 iron, 2 sulfur cluster binding. Gene Ontology annotation, biological process: intracellular iron ion homeostasis. Gene Ontology annotation, cellular component: nucleus; cytosol. The record is from RefSeq and is a predicted model, not a curated record.